Messenger RNA from Moneuplotes crassus, 1326 nucleotides. The record is from the annotation of a GenBank genome assembly. NCBI's taxonomy places the organism in Eukaryota, Ciliophora, Spirotrichea, Euplotida, Euplotidae.
CUCCAAUAUAAUAAAUAGAAACUCUCCUCUAAAAAUGAUUGAAAUCGACCAGCUCUCGCAUCUUCCUAAAACCCCAUUAUCUCCUACCUGCCAGCUUUGUUCUCGGGUUCCAAUACACAAAGCCAGUUGCCCUCACUGCCAGUCAACUUACUGUAAGCACCACCUUGGAAGGCUAAUGAUUAAGAAAGCAACUUGAGUUAAUAGGAAAUGAAGUAGAGUUGUUAAUGAUCCAUUCCUGAAAGUAAGACGCCCAUUCGGCAUAGAAGCCAGAGGAACAGCAUCUAGUACUAUUUCUGAGAACUUCAUGGAAGGAUCUGAUUUGAGUAGCGAUAGUCAAGAGGAUGAUAUCAAAAAUACUACCUCCACUGAGCCAGAAAGGAUUUCUUCUAAACAACUAAUUUUAUUCCUAAAGCAAAAAUCAAAGCACUGCACCUUCCUUUCCAAAAAGCAGAACCUCUCAGUCAUAGCUUCUGUGUAUGAGGAAGAGAAGGAGGAAGAGGUCAAGGAAAUACUUGAAUCUGACCUUAGCGUAGAACCCACUCAUGCAGCUUUGUAUAAGUCCCAGUAUGUACCUCAACAAGAAUUCCCGAAGACAAUUGAGCCUGUGAAGGAAGUCCUUCAGGAAAUUAAUGAGGCUGAAGAGAUUGAGGAUUCUAUAGAGAAUAUUCCUGAAGAAGAGGCUCGAGAGACUGAUACAGGCCAAGAACAGCCUAGCGUCACUCUUUUAGAAAAACCCUCAGAAGCACCUAUAACUGAGAUUUCAGAGGAAACUAAGCAGGAACCACACCAGAGUACUGACAAAGAUGUAAAGGUAUCACCCAAAAUCGAGGAAUCCAAAAAGAUUUCUUCCAAAUCUGAUGAACUUGAGAAAGCCGCCCCUAAGAAGCUAAAGUUAUUUAGUGCUUUGUUAUUCUACAAGUACAAAAUCAUGUUUCUGAAGAUACCCUUCAUAGCAUUGAUUUCGGUUAUAGUAUUGCAUAAAAGGAAAUCAAUUAGCUCCUACAACAGCCCGGUAUCUACUAGCUCACCUAUCAAGAGACACCAAAGUGACAUGGGAUCUUCUACUGUCGACUCUACGAUAUCAGCAAGUAUUUACAAUUCCAGGUCUCAGGCCAGUGUGAGCCCUUUCCAUAUUUCAAAUCAAACUGAAGAGAUUAACAGAAAAAUGAUGGAAUCAGCUGAAGUAAGACUGUACAAAGAAGACAUGGUGGAAGAAAGUCAGGGCAAACAAAAAUUGAUGGCUCCUGAGGAAGAAAAUUGGGUAUCCCCAAUCCAGAAUUCUACAAUGAUGCUCCAAUUUUUCUCGAAAUAUGCUUAAAAGGAAAU